Molecule: messenger RNA, 1054 nt
Organism: Nicotiana tabacum (common tobacco)
Lineage: Eukaryota; Viridiplantae; Streptophyta; Magnoliopsida; Solanales; Solanaceae
Product: chaperone protein dnaJ C76, chloroplastic
Source: RefSeq, a predicted model, not a curated record
CCAAGUGUUAUGGUCAGAAUUAUGGUGAUGAAGAACCCCUCAAUGCUUCUUUGGCAUAUGAUAUUCUUGGUGUUGCUCCUAAUUGCUCUGCUCAUGAGCUGAAAUCCGCUUUCCGGAAUAAGGUUAAGAAGUUUCAUCCUGAUGUAAGGAGAGAUGGGGAUAGUCCAGAUAAAAUGAUUCGACGAGUCAUUCAAGCCUAUGAGAUGUUGUCUAACUUCACCAAGUCAGAGAUCAUUGAAAGGGAAUGCUUGGAUCCAUUUGAUCAACCAGAAUGUGAAGCAUUUGAUCUAUUUGUUAACGAGACAGUUUGCAUUGGAAAAGGAUGUCCGUUUUCAUGCGUUGAGAAAGCGCCUCAUGCAUUCACUUUUUCCUCUUUAAUGGGAACUGCACGCGCUAUUUCUCAAGGACAUGGUGAAGAUUAUCAAGUCCAGCUUGCAGCUGGUCAAUGCCCCAAGAGUUGCAUACAUUAUGUUACACCUUCUCAAAGAAUAAUUCUUGAAGAGCUACUUGGCAGCAUCAUGAGCACACCUUAUGAUACAUCAGCAGAAGCAAACUUACUUUAUUCGCUAAUUGUAAAAGCCCGAUUUGAGAACAAUCGCUACCAAAAGCCCAAGAAGCAACCUAAGGCCUCAACCAAACAUGUAGACUGGUUCUAAAUCAUGAAAAUCCUCCUAGGAGACCACCUUGUGUGGAAAAACUUGCAAGUUGAACAGAGACUACCACCUCAAAUGCUAUGCAAUACUGAAGUUAUCACAUGGACCAUAGGGGAAAUGUUAUUUAAGACACAGACUGUCAACGUUAUGCUAUGUUACCAAAGUCCUUAUAAAUGGUGCGGCAUAUGAGAUGCUGGGAUACGCACCAAGUGUCCGGGAAAAGUAGCUGCAACUGACUGAAUAUUGUAUGAUAUGAGAUUGAUGUACAGGUGGAACAUUACUGAUUGUACUAGGAAAAUUCACUUAGUUACAUAAAAUAUUUUUACACUGUCAGGGUAUUUUAAACUACUGUAACAGGUAACCUGCUUUAUUUUUUAGUUUACUAAUCCAUCUUUUAUGGA